This is a messenger RNA of Ochotona princeps (American pika), 2291 nucleotides long. It is a transcript of the gene PCGF6, whose product is annotated as polycomb group ring finger 6. The record is from RefSeq and is a predicted model, not a curated record. Bases 265 to 1320 code for a protein of 351 amino acids. Gene Ontology annotation, biological process: regulation of transcription by RNA polymerase II. Gene Ontology annotation, cellular component: PRC1 complex. The transcript has 10 exons. NCBI's taxonomy places the organism in Eukaryota, Metazoa, Chordata, Mammalia, Lagomorpha, Ochotonidae.
CAAGGGAGGGAGAAAGGAAAGAAGGGAAAAAGAUUAUUGCGCCCUGCGUGAUAAGCCUGUCAAACCUCUCAGAGGGAAAACGGAGUGAAAGUCGUGGAAGCGACUGUCCUCAAGUACCGCCCAGACACCUGCCCUAGGUGAACCACAUUUCCCAGCAGCCCCUCUGGGCCCACACGCCUGCGCACUGGCCACGGAGGGAGGCCGGUGGAGCUCCCGCGCUCUACCGUCGCCUGGUCUCGCCUGACCCGGGUCUGCACCGGGGCCAUGGAGGAGGUCGCGUUAGCCGCGGCGGGCCGCGCGGGCGCUGCCCAGGCCGAGGGAGCCGCGGCCACGCCGCCGCCGCCUCCCGGCUCCCCACCAGUCCUCACCCCGGAGCCGCCAGCCGAGGAGGAGGGCCCGGCGCCGGUGCCCGAGGCGGGGGCUCCCGGCUGCUCGGGCUCCCGGCCGCUCGCGCUAGACCUGGAACGCAGCCUGGGUCGCCUGACGGGCCGCUUCGAGGACGACGACGAGGAACUGGAGGAGGACGAGGAGCUGGAGGAGGACGAAGAAGAGGAGGAGGAGGAAGAGUUGAGCCACUUCUCGCUGAGACUGGAGGGGGGCCGGGCGGACUCGGAGGACGAGGAGGAGCGCCUGAUUAAUCUCUCCGAGCUGACCCCCUACAUCCUCUGUUCCAUUUGCAAGGGUUACUUAAUAGAUGCAACUACGAUUACAGAGUGUCUUCAUACCUUUUGUAAAAGCUGUAUUGUAAGACACUUUUACUAUAGCAAUAGAUGUCCAAAAUGCAACAUAGUGGUGCAUCAAACACAACCUCUUUAUAACAUAAGGUUGGACCGACAGUUACAAGACAUAGUAUACAAAUUAGUGAUCAAUCUAGAGGAAAGAGAAAAAAAGCAAAUGCAUGAUUUCUAUAAAGAAAGAGGUCUUGAAGUACCUAAACCUGCUGUUCCACAGUCAGUGCCUUCAAGCAAAGGAAGAUCUAAGAAAGUCCUAGAAUCUGUGUUUCGUAUUCCACCUGAACUUGAUACGUCUUUAUUAUUGGAGUUUAUUGGUGCUAAUGAAGGCACGGGACAUUUUAAGCCAUUGGAAAAGAAGUUUGUGCGAGUUUCUGGAGAAGCAACUAUAGGGCAUGUUGAAAAAUUUCUAAGAAGAAAAAUGGGUCUUGAUCCUGCUUGCCAGGUAGAUAUCAUCUGUGGUGACCACCUAUUGGAACGGUAUCAGACUCUAAGGGAAAUCCGACGUGCAAUAGGCGAUGCAGCAAUGCAGGAUGGUCUGCUUGUCCUUCAUUAUGGUCUUGUGCUUUCUCCUCUGAAAAUAACUUGAAGAUUCUAGACGUUAUAGAGAGAGAGGCAAAGUUAACAUUGUUCCGCAGGACUGCGUCUCACCAAAGAUUCCAUGAAAUAUGUAAUUGCCACCACUGUGUGCUGUUCAAGAUAGAAUUCACCUACUGUAUUCAACCCCCGCAGUCCGGACAUUUGUAAGCACAGAUGGGAUGAUGGAAUGUACCUAUUUCUUAGAAGCAUCCAGAGCUCAGGGGAAAAUUUCAAAACAUUGAAUUUUCAGAUUCCUUUUGAUCUCAAGUCUUUGACUACUGUUCUCUUCUUUGUUCAGCCCAGAUCUCUUCUAAGCUGGUGGUUGGAAUUCUGCUCGCUGGUAGGGCACCAGCUGGGCAGUCAUCCUUUUGGAAAAGAAGUGAGUUUUCAGGCAGAAGAUUCAAAGAGUUGUUGUUAAAAUACAGGGUAUAAGAGACUAAAACUGUUGUCUGGUUUUAAAUGUUGCUGUUAUGUUUUGAAUGUGUACCUUUUUUUAUAUAUAUACCAGGAACACUACUAAAGACAUGUUCCUCAGGUCUCAAAUGGAUGAUUUGUUCUGAUAUCAGGUGGAAAAACUGGAAUGUUAAUUUGAUGAGCAUUCAUUUUCUUUGAGUUAUAGUUUAUUGACACUUCAUAAUGGCACUCUGAAUAUAAUACAGUAUUUUAGGUGAAUUUGAGAUUACAGAAUACUUAUUUCUUCAGUAAGUCGAUUUAAUGUUCAUUUACCCAUCUUUUUGCCACUGAGGUGAAGAAUAUAGAUAUACGAGAGCUCAGUUUCAUGCCAAGACUUCAGUUUUAUACAUGUUGCUUAAAACUGGCUUUCUAAAACAAAUAUUUUGUAGACCCUGUUUCACAGAAAAAUUUCCAAAACUCUGCAGGAGGCAUGAUGAAAUUGGACAAGGGUUGGCAGUUAUUUUAUAAGGAGUUUGUGAAUUGUGUAUAAAUCUCUUCUAACAUUUAAUAAAAAUGUAUUUUAACCUA